CAUUCACCCCGCAGCGCGAUGCCUGCAGCUUGCACCCUGCUGCUGCUGCUGGGGCUCGGGCUGGUCCCGCCGGCCGGGUCGUUGCCCCUCGCUUCCCCCCGGCGCCUUCCUCCUUCUCCUCCUCCUCCUCCUCCUUCGUCCCGAAGCCGCCUCGGUCGCCCUUGCUCGCCUCCAGCCGCGGGACACGCCGGCAUCCCGGUCAUUGAAAGCAGCCAUCAGAUGAGAAGAAGUUGGGACGUGGAGAUGAGGACUUCUGGUUCUCUUGUGGACAGCACGGAGCUGGUGACCAUGCUGACCAGGAGCAGGGAGGAGGCACCAUUGCCUGCCAGGCACAGUGUGGUGUCAGUGACAAGUGGGGCCACGGGAGAUGUUGGUCCCCCCGGUGGUGGUGGGGAUGUCACUCUACCUGGAGCAGGACACCUGUCUGCUGGGACAGUGACCCACCUACUUGGUGACAGCCAUCUCCCUGCCACUGGAAGCCAUCAUGGUGCUGUGGGCAGCUGGGAGAGAGGCAAGAGGGCUCUGGCAUCUCCCAGCACUCCUGCAGCUGCCAAGGGGAUGCCACCAGUUUUGGCAGCUGUCGGCACUGGUUCAGCUAAGAGGACACUGGGCGGGCACCGUGGGGCCUGGGAUGUGGCAGGGUUUGACAACACAACGAGAAUGGUGCUUCUGCCUUCAUCUGCAGAGACUCGUCACCCAGGGACCAGCAACCCAUCUCGACCGGCGAGUGGCUGGGUGGGCACGGAGCCACCCGGCAUCCCUCCCACAAGCACUGCAGCUGCCUCACCCAGCCCCUCGGGGAGCAGCAGGGUGAUGCUGAGGCCCCUCCCCAGCACCCCUGUCCCUGGCUCUCUGGGACAGCCCCAGUACUCCCGCCAGGCUACCAGCUCCCAGACUCGUGCAAACCACGUCAUGCUGCACCCCGGGAAUGUCACGGGGGACUCCACAAGCUCUUUGCUCUCAGCAUCACCUGCCACAGAUGGUGCUUUGGGAGCAGUUGGAAGCAGCUACCAGCCAUCCAACAUCUCAUCCGCGGAGAGGAGAGAGUCAGAUUUCCCCACCUCCAUUUCCACAACAGCCAACAACAAGGGCGGAGGGAGGACGCUGAGGUCUCUGCCAGCCAGCACCCGGCUGGCUGAUACAGCAGAGAUUUCCACCUCUGGUACUGAAGUCACCAGCUCUUCAGACCAGACCCCAGCUCCUGGGAUGUCUUUGGGAGCUCAGGAUGGGGGUGGCAGAGAUGCCACAGACACGUUCCUCUCGGGCUCGCCGUCUGCUUCAGAGAGCACUUUCAUGACCUUCAGCAGCAAUUACCAACCCAAGAGCAUCCCAGCUGCAGAAGAGGCAACGCUGCACUCGGGUGCCCACGGUGCUGACAUGCCCAGCAUGGCAGCCAGGACACCAGGAUCCCCUGCAAACAGCCACACAGCCAGGGUGACAGGGAGCUCUGCCACCAGCACCAACACCACCAGCUCUUUGCAGGGCAUCUUCUCCUCCUUGAGGACUGGGACACACCAUCCUAAUGGCUCAUGGGCAGCCAAUGAUCUCCCAGCAACUCCCAGGGAGCCUUUGAUCACAAGUUCUCUCCCUGCCUCCAGAAGUACUUCCAGAGGUGUCAGAAGCAGCCAUGCACCAGUAGACAGUCCAACGACAGAGAAAAAACCCCUUGCUUCCUCUCCCACCAGUCCUUUCAUUUCAGCCACGGCCACCGAUGGCGGUGGGAGGCCCCCAGGGUCUGCCACAGGCAGUGGCCCGUGGGCAGCAGAAGUCUCCAUGUCCAGCAGUGGCACCUACAGGACCUUGGGCACGGUCCAGUCCUCAUCUGCAUCUUCUGUGAGAGAGACCUAUGGAGUCCAUGGGUCCAGAGAAAGAACAAAUUUCACCAAGUGGAUAGCAGACCCUUUGCUAUCACGCUCUCACUCUCCUUCAGAAGGUCCUUCCCCAGCUACUGGAAGCAGUCAUGUGUCAUUCAGGAUCCUGUCAACGGACAGAAAAACAGAUUUCCCCAUCAUCAGCACCUCCAUUUCCACAACAGCCAGCAAGGGUGGAGGAAGGACACUAAGGUCUUUGUCAGCAAGCACCAGGCUGGCCCAAACAACAGAGAUUUCCACCACUGGUACCAAAACCAUUGGCUCUUCAGACCAGACCUUGUCCUCUUUGGCACCCCAGGGUGGUGGUGGCAGAGGUGCCACCGUGUCAUCCACGGACCUGCUGCUCACAGGCUCGUCGUCUGCUACGGAAGGUGCUUCCUCAGCAGAAGGGACCUCAGCUAUGGGAGGGCGCCUGCCCAGUGCUCCUCUCAGCAGUACACCCACCUCAGCAACAGCCACCAGCAGUGGGGAGAGGACCACAGUGCCCGUGUCAGACACCCAUGGAGCAUCCAGCAUGGCAGGGAGCUCUGCUCCUGCUUCAGCCCACACCAGGUCCUUGGACGUGGUCCUUCUGACGCCCUCAGCAGCAGCAGAGCCUGACAGGCAGCACCACGUUUCACAGAGCGAUGCUGGGCUCAGCGAGCCUGCAACGAAGCUGCUGCCUGCCUUUUCCCCUGGUGUGUCGGUGCCUUCACCUUCUCCAAGUGCUUCAGUUGCAGAGAGCGGAAAAAGAGUUUCUGAUGCUCCUACUGAUACCAUGUACACUUCAACAGCAUUCUCCAGCUACAAGGAGGGGACAUCUCAGGCUGCUGUUAACCAUGGCACAUGGAGCACAGUGGCAAAAAGCCCGACAUCUCACCUAGACACAGCUGGGGUGCCCAGCACUGGCCCCCUGCCAUCCUCCACAGUAUGGCCUGGAGUGGAACACAUGUUGUCCAGCCGUGUGGAGCACCCAGAGGCUGGGGGAACCCUCUCAUCUAGAGUCUUCACCUACUUCUCGUCUGCUGGUGAACCUUCCACCAUGGGCAGCAGCCAUCCCUCCCUAAGGAGCUCGAGUGCUGAGGAAAGGAAUUCCAGCCCCAUCACUGACCCUGCGUACAGUUCAUCCACGUCUGUUGGUGGUGGGGAGAGGACACUGCCCUCGGUGUUGGACAGCAUGCUGGCUCGUGGCUUCUCUGCAGAAACUGCCAGUGCUCCAGGGCCAGCUGAGGUGGUGUCAGUGGAGCAGAGGGGGACAGCAAACACCUCCACCAGCCAUGGGAGUUCUGUGACGGAGACGCUCUAUGUACGUUCUUCCAAGAGACCCACUUCUUCUUUCCAAAAUGAUCUCACAAGCUUUUCAAGCAGUCAUCAGCCAGCCAGUGGCAUUGAUGCUGAGAAAAGGACCUCCGUUUCUCAUACAGAUGGCACAUACAUUUCAACCACAUAUACCAGAGGAGGAGAAAGGACACUCCUGUCCAUCUCAAAUAGCAGCACCUCUGCCGACUCCUCAGAAAGUUCCACCUUUUUUUCUGAAAUUUCCAACCCUUCUGAUUCAUUGAAGUCUUCUGUGGCACAGGACAGAAGGAGCAAUGUAUCCAGUGAUGGCAGUUUUGUUGAACCAUCUACAGAGCCAUUGCUGGUACACUCUUCCAAACUGGUGACUUCUGCUUCUGCAGGCAACGUACCAAAUACAACUCUCAUCAGCACUGACUCUGAGUUGUUGACCACUGGCAGAUCAUCUCUAUCUUCAUCAGCAUUUCCAGCCUCUUCCUCAGUGUCGUCACUGCAUCACUCGCUCUCAUCAACACCACCACCAACUUCUUUGUUUACAUCAUCAGAGUCAUCUAAGCCACUCUCAUCUUCUGUGAUGGCAUCUUCUCCCCCUCUGCAGGCUUUGUCAUCCUCCUUGCCCACUUCCUCAUUGCUUUCCUCAUCUUAUUCAUUAGCAUCUUUAUUGCCUCUGUUUUCAUCACCAUCAUCCAUCUCACAGUCCAAUGACAGUGAUCAAACAAGCACCUCUGUAGCUACAACUGUGGUCAGACGGGUGCCUUCCACAGCUGCUGUGGCCAGGAGCUCACCCAGAGGGACCAACAAGCACAAUGUCACGCACCAGCCCCAAAACGGCACCAUCUUCACCUCCACUGGGUCUCCACUCCCCACAGCACCCAUGGAGCAGCUUGGUGGACGCAUCGUGUCCAUGUCCACUCCUGUGGUGGUAACAGAGACUGUCUCACUGAGUGCCACCACUGCCCAGCGGGGCAGCUUCGGGAAGGCAACGUUGCUGCCCACCCCAGGUGGUGAUGCCCCACAGGCUCAGCCAACAGAUGCACCCCUUGCUCCCUCACCCAGUGCAACAAACCACAGUGUCAUUGUCCCUGCAGUGGCACUGACCACGGUGAAACCUCCUGUGCUGACAACACCAGCCAGUCACCAGCCAAGCCCAGCUGAUGCUAGCACCACAAAAGCCCACAGAGCUCAAACACCUGCUGCCACUAAGCAUGCAUAUACCACUGCUAAAAGCACAGCAGCUGUGGAUCCUACCACUGCAAGGCCUGGUAAAGUCACUGAAGAAAACAUCCCUGUUACAAGUUCUUCUGAAGCCCCUCCAGUCAGUAAGACCACAGCGAGCAUUGCAACUACUUUGGCUGCUACCAAAACAACCACUGUUUCUCUGUCAAGUAGCACGGCUGGGUUGAGGACAUCAUCUCCAGCAACAGAAGUGGAUAAAUGUCUUUCCAACCCUUGUCCUGCGCUGGCCACCUGCAACAACACCCAUGAUUCCUAUAUCUGUCAAUGUCCUCUUGGAUAUGAGCUGGAAAAAGGAAAGUGCAAUUUAGUGAGAAUAUUUAUUGGCCAGGUCCCCCUGAAACUUAAUAUUACCCAUGGAAAGUAUGCAGAGCUCCUCCAUGUUGAGGGUGAAAUCCUGGCGAUGCUCAAUGCAUCGCUGUCAGGCUUGCCAGGGUACCACCACUCCACAGUUAAGGCAACCAGGGAGGCAAAUUUUGUGCAUGUUUCAGUGCAAUCCACGUUCUCUUUAGCAUCCAACGUGACUUUCUACGAUGUUGUGGGCAGCGUGAAAAGCUACAUUCGAGGUUGUAAAUCCCCCACUGAAACGUGCCAGUUCAUCUCCAGCCUGAAACCACUCCACAGAGUUGGCAGCUUGUGCAAGCAGAAGGACCCCGAAUGUGACAAGGAAACAUCUGAAUGCACCGACUUUGAUGGCGUUGCGCUCUGCCAGUGUAAAAGUGGGUACUUCAAAUACAACAAGAUGGACCACUCCUGCAGAGCUUGUGAAGAUGGAUAUAAGCUGGAAAACGAGACCUGUGUGAGCUGCCCAUUUGGCUUAGGUGGAUUCAACUGUGGAAACCCAUAUCAGCUCAUCACUGUGGUGAUCGCGGCCGCAGGAGGGGGACUUCUGCUUGUCAUGGGCAUAGCACUGAUUGUCACCUGCUGCCGGAAGAAUAAAAAUGACAUAAGUAAACUCAUUUUCAAGAGUGGAGAUUUCCAGAUGUCACCGUAUGCUGAAUAUCCAAAGAACCCCCGAGCACAGGAGUGGGGCAGAGAGACCAUCGAGAUGCAGGAGAAUGGAAGCACCAAGAACCUGUUGCAGAUGACAGAUGUGUAUUAUUCGCCAACGGGACUGAGAAAUCCUGAACUGGAAAGAAAUGGACUUUAUCCUCCCUACACUGGUUUGCCUGGAUCUCGACAUUCAUGCAUCUACCCCGGACAAUACAAUCCAUCCUUCAUUAGUGAUGAAACCAGAAGAAGAGACUAUUUUUAGUGAGGAGUGGAGAGGGAGUGGAAGAUUGACACAGUUUUGUGGCCCUUAAUCCCCAGGUACAAUCUCUCCUGGGCAGUUCUGCCCACAUCAUUCUUACUCUUCCCAUCUAACAGAAAGGACAUUGAACUCCAUGCCAAGCAUCGCUGCCCUGAGGAGCAGUUAUAUCUGCUGAGCAGCAGAGAGAAGGAGGAGGGAACAGCUCAAGGUGCGCAGCAUUAGAAGACCCAGAUGGAAGUUAACAUGUGUGCUCUGGAUUUGUUCUGUGCUGCUUCUUCAUUCUUUACGCUACAUGGCAAGCAUGGAUCAGUACAGGAAGAUAAACUGUGCCCAGCACUCUGCAUUGAAUACCACUAGGGAGUGUUUUGUUUACAGAUCUUGUUCACUGUUGACUGUGCUUGUCAUCUUCGCCAGCCUUCACAUAGAUUCACUGUGCAACUGCUUUUGGUAGGGCAAAUUUGUCCACUCCCUUUUAUGUUGCUGCAUUGCUUUCUGCUUUGUACAUGACAGGGAAGCUGGCUUGUUCUCUGGCCUUCAUCUUUCUAUUGGUAGAAGUUCUCCAGAUGGUUGAGUCCUUGCUGAAGCCUGGUGCCUGGCAGUGUUGGCUGAAUUCAUGGGUUGAUUGUCUCCAAGGAGUACAGGAAAGUUAGACAUACUACUGCAAUUUUAACAGAAAAAAAAAGACACAGUUGAUCCUAUGUGCCACUUUGAAAACCUGCUGUAUGUAGGGGAGAGUCUGAGUAUGUUGUUUUGUCUGCCACUGUUGUUCAGAUGUGAUGCCACCUCAUAGUGCUUCCCUAGAGGGUCUUAUGGGGCUCUGUUUCCCUGCAGGGAUUUAAAUACCUGUGGAAACAGUAAUGUUAAAUCAUUCCUCACAGGAAAGAAAAAGAUGAGCUGGGAAUUCAGUGUGUUCAUUAUAAGGAAUCUGGGAAGGAACAAUAAUGCUAUAGCCCUGGCUGGGCAGUGGAACCUGAGCUCCGGACACUGCAAGAAAGACAUAAUUUUUAAGCCUCCACAGCCCACCUGGAUUUUUGUAGGAGCUGUGGACGCUUUAAUUACAUCAAAACGUAAGGCAACUGCAGUCAGUUGCAUUUAAGGGAGAGAAAACCAUGAUGCUUUCAAUCCUAGUGAAGCAAAGAUCACUUUAUCUUGAAGUGUUUUGCUUUCUACCAUCCUAGUUUCGAGUGAUUCAGACCAGGCAGGUUUCUUCACCUAGGUGUGUUAAUUCAUAUCAAUCACCUCAUAAAAAGCUGAAGAAUGCAAAUUAUUCCAUGUAUCUCCAAAUAUGAGAUUGAAAGCUCAAGGACUGUAUUCUGACCUGAGCUGGGUGUUGAAAGAGAUCUUAUUAAUGAAGGAUAUUUACCACUUAUCUUUACUGCAGUCAUCCAAACCCUGUCCAGAUACAGGGUCCAGAUACAGACCUCUCCUCUGAAUGUGACUGUGCUUUUAAUUCAAGGUGGCUGCUUAUAUGAGGAUAUCAAAUUACAGAAUUCCUUAGCCAUUAACCCACCAUCUCUGUUGUGUAUACACAAGAAGCCAGUUUCAGUGAAGGGCACAUACCCUCUGAUAUUCCCUUCUCCUCUGCUGAGCUUGAAAGGACACAGUGCUUACAAGUAAGUUCAUGAGGUAGCUCAGUUCACUGGAGGACUAAGGACCAUGGGAUGUGUCCCCCAGAAUGCCUAACCCCAGUAGGAACAGCAGUUUAGAGGCUGAUGUGUUGUGGGGUUGCUCACUGUAGGCAAACCUGGGGUGAUGCUCCAUCAGGGAGCAGGUAUCGGUGUCCUAGAGAUGAUGUGAGUUCCCAGAUCUUUUCCCAGCACUUUGAGGGCUGUUGUGUUCACUAACUCCUGGUCUGUAUCUCACAGCAAAUUGCAAGGGAUUUGAGUGGAAAUGAGAUGGGGCUAUUCCUAAUUGAGAUCACACUAAGUUCAUUUCUUAAUGAUCUUCAAAUUCUUCUUAAUGCUGUAUCUGGAGUGAAAGGGUCUCAGUAAACCCAGAAGGAUUUUCUGAGUGAGGACUGUAAAACAUGACUUUUUGCAAAUGAAAGAACUUAAUUGCUCUGAAGUUUUCUCUCUGCCAGACCAGGUAAGCAUUCAGAAAUUUCUUACAAGAAUAUCUGUUGCAGUUCCUCUUAGCUUUGGUAAGAAAGAAGUCAUGGAGCCACAGUGUGCUUUGCCAGUUUAUGACAGUUAUUUUACAGCAAUUAUUUACUACCACAUCCCAGCAGCAACAGGCUGGCCUGGUGUGGCAGGGAUGUGACCUGUUUCUAUGCAGCUUGCCUCUGUUAAAGCUGUCAUUGGGAUCCUAUCUGUCUGCUUCCAUCUCUGCCAUAAACUAAGCACCUGCUGACAAUGGAGUGGGAUUUGUCACUCCUGUUGGUUGUGAGAAGGGUCUUCACAUGCCCUCAAGCCCACUUUCAAAUGUGAAUGCCUCCCUGUUGAAUACCUAACUCCCCAUAGGAUGUCUAAAUUACCACAGCUUAUUUCUCAAACUAUUUAGAUUACUUUUAGCUACCCCAAAUUGCAAUUUUUGAGCACACUGGAUGUUUUUGCCAUGGGAAAUUGCUCUCUGCUCUCCAAGAGGAUAAGACAGAAGUGGCAUGUUUCUUGUAAGGAGGAUGCAAGUGGUUCAGCCAGAUAUGAGGAAAGGAAGAAAAAUUACACCAAUGCAGCAAAGAAAUCUGCUCUUGCUCCUGGCAGCUGUGAAAUCUAGGGGAGCUGUCAGCAAGGGCCCAUGGGCAGUUGUUUGGGUGUAUUUUUCAUCAACUUUGGAAAAAUGCUAAGUCUGUUGUUUGACAGGAAAAGAUACGGGAAGCACGCAUUGCUGCUGUGGUACUCUGCCAAUCAUGCUGACAAAAGCCCCUUACCCCCAGAAACACCCCCGGCAGCCAGCCUAGGAGAGGCAGCCCCAGUGAACAAAACAGCAAAGCACAGAUUUCAGGGAUCAUUCAGAAGGGAGGCUCGUACGCGUGGCCUUCCGGUGUCCCUGCCGUGUACUGCUGCUCAUCCUGGCCAGCCCUCCCAGCUGCAGUGGAAAAGUCAGGGGCAUUUUUCAUACUGUUGAAACCUCACAGCACUGAAUGAGGUUUCAGUCAUAUGAGGAAAAAUCAGGGCAGGGGCAUUUUGAUGGCCUUUGCCCUCCACAUAGAAAACAUUAGGUAACAUGGCAGCAAUGAAUCUCACUGCUGUUACAGCAUUUCCCGUAAGUUCCUCUGUCACCAUCAUGUUCUGAGUCAUCUGUCGUCACCAAUAUUCUACAAGGUAUGUGCCUUCACACUGAGGGCUAGUAAAAGGCUUUAAAAAUAGCAAUAAAUUGCAGCUAGAGAGGAGUGUUGGUCAUCAUGAAAUCAUUUCAGCUGGUUGCUUGCUGGGACCCGAGUGAACAGCACAGUGGGUUUGGACAUUGCUUCAGACGUGCCAAGCACUUCCCCAGGACUUGAUUCUAAUGCUGGUCAAUGGCCCUAUCCGUUCCAAAUCCAGCUGGACUUCUCAUUCCCUCAUUGUGAUGUUUAAUCUUUAGCUUUCUUCCUUAAAUUAACCAGAACGGAUGCAUUUUACUUAAAUGCUCUUCCUAUGCUGACUAAUGUUUUUUCCUCUUUACACCCAAAGGACCUAAUCCAGCAUCCAUUAUAGUAACUGGGGUAACUUUCCCAUGGACUGUAAUGAAGUGAGGUUUUUUGGCCUGAAUUACUCCACCACCAGGGUCCCACUUGUGUAGUGCCUGCUUUCCUGUGGCUCUGUGUUCUACCUAUUUCUGUGAUACUGUUGCUGGCUUUCCAUGUUGUAUUUAAUUUUUAAAAGUAUACCUAACUACUGUAGCAGGACCUGUGUUACGUGAGAUUGAACAGAACAGGUUCAAGAUCUGAAACACUUUACUAAGAGAAAGAAUGUGAAUUUUGCAUAGUUGUUUUACUGCUCAGCCAACCUGUUCUCUGUUGUAUAAGACCUAUGGAUGUAGAGGUGCUUCCUGCAGUCACAGAUAAGAACUCCUCUUCAGUUCACUCUCACUUGUCCCUUCAGAAAUGAGGCAAGAUCUCCCAGUUUCAGAAGGUGUAUGCACUGUGUGCUUGUAAGAUCUUGGAAGCUUUGCAAAGUGUAUUUAAUUCUUUAUUCCCUUGAACAGUUGAAAUUGAAAAGUAGGGCAGAAAUCCAUGAAGGGGUAAGAAAUAACACAAAAAAACCCCAACCAACCAAAAAAAAAGAACCCCAAAAAGAAAAUAAAUUAAUAUUAAUAUGUUUUACAGAAGGUAAUGUUUAAAGUGAGUGUGGCUUCUGUACUGUACGGUCAUAUGUGGAAUGGCACCUCUUCUGCAUCUUCUUUGUACUGCAUGAGCGUAAUAUCCUGGUUGAGGGAAAACCUAGAAAGGGUGCCUGUUGUUCCUCAAAAGUAGUAUGUAAAUGCUAAGUCCCUUUGUCUGGUAAAAUGCUAGAAGGGAUGGGAGUUUUCUUUGGGUCAAUGACUGCAGCAGGCAGCCUCCAGAUCUGCAAAAUCCUGUGUGGAAAAGUCCUGUGGAAUACAGUACACACUGAUCACUUCUCUUUAACAGUGCCAUGGAAUUCACCUGACAUAAAAGGUCUCCAGUAAAAUCUGCUAGGAUGUGUUUACUAUAAGAAAGGAAAGAAAACAAACCCAAAAACCCCAAUAGAAUUAAUACUUACUAGUUUUUUUGGUCUUUUUGAAAGGAAAUUCUGUUAAACUCAGUAUUUGUUUUAAGCUCUGUUAAAUCCUACAUGAUUUUCUCCUAACAGAAAGUCAAGCUUGGUGUGUAAAAUCGUUAUGGUUUAUUUGAGCAGCUUCCAUAAUUGCAGUAGUAAAGCUCACCUUUUGUGAGGUCUAUGUCAAAAGAUAAGUUUUCAGCAAUUGUUUGUGCUUCUUUUAUGAACCUGAAUGUAAACUGCUUUAUGUUCUUAACAUUGCUGUGUUUCCUUCCCUCUAUCUCUAUUGUUUGCUUCCAAGUUGCUGGGGUUCUGAGGACAUUUUUCAAACCAGUAUUAUUUAAAGUUGUAUCAUAUUUUCAGCCUCCACUAAUCACACAGUACUGUAGUAGCAAAAUAUAAUUUUUAAGGAUUGGAUUAUUUUUAUACCUGCAUCCAAUAUUAUUAAAUCUGGCGUUCUAGUCAGUAUUAUAAAAGGAUACAAUAAAACUAUGAAUAUUACUA
This is a messenger RNA of Apus apus (common swift), 10790 nucleotides long. RefSeq names its product heart development protein with EGF like domains 1 (gene HEG1). The transcript has 22 exons. Gene Ontology annotation, molecular function: calcium ion binding. The record is from RefSeq and is a predicted model, not a curated record. Gene Ontology annotation, biological process: heart development. The coding region runs from base 19 to 5634 and encodes 1871 amino acids. NCBI's taxonomy places the organism in Eukaryota, Metazoa, Chordata, Aves, Apodiformes, Apodidae.